Quercus robur (English oak) is the source of this 681-nucleotide messenger RNA. RefSeq lists its product as uncharacterized. The coding region runs from base 100 to 537 and encodes 145 amino acids. The transcript is spliced from 2 exons. Lineage: Eukaryota; Viridiplantae; Streptophyta; Magnoliopsida; Fagales; Fagaceae. The record is from RefSeq and is a predicted model, not a curated record.
AACAAAGCCGAUAAGCCUUUCUCUUCCUCAUCUUCUUCUUUCCUCUACAUAAUCAUUAGCUCCAAAAAACCAAGACAGUUUUGCUUUUAAGUGCAAAGUAUGAUUCUCCUGAGACCAUGUAAGGGCUUCUAUAACUCACCAUUGCUACCCAACCCUUCCAAGCUCCAAAAACGAACAAUAGCACAAACCAAGUUCGCACCCAGCAAUAAGGUAGUGGCUGAUGACAGAAGAAAACUUGCGGUGACAAGAUGUAGCGGACAAGAAGGAGAAAAGAAGACUGAAAGGCGAACUUUCUUGAGCCUUGAGGAAGCUGGGUUGGUGGAAAUUUCUGGCUUGAGCACUCACGAACGCUUCCUUUGCCGUUUAACAAUAUCGUCACUGAACUUACUAAGAGUGAUUUCGGAGCAAGAAGGAUGCCCAAUUGAGGAACUGAAUGCUGGGAGAGUAUGUGAUUGGUUUUUGAAGGAUAAGCUGAAAAGAGAGCAAAAUCUGGAUUCCGCAGUACUUCAAUGGGAUGAUUCUGAGUUGCAAUUUUGAGCCUUUUAUUUUCUAUGAGUUAAAAAUGGUCUUGAUCUUUCAUGAAAUACUUUGAAUUAAGUGUACACUGUAAGUAUUGGUUCGAUUCAAAGCCACUAAUCAAUAUACUUUUCCCCCAUUUGAAAAGGGUAGGGAAGGAUAUCA